GCCGCCAUUGUGCCGAGGCAAAGGCCGCUGAAGUGUCACGAGUGCGACAGCGAUAGGGCGGGGCUAGGCCCCCCCCGUGACUGUGGCGGUGGCGGCGCUUGGCGUCCCGCUAGGCCUGCCACGGCUGCCGGGAACUUCCCGUGGCCCCGAUGACCUGCCUACUGAGCGCAUGCGGGGAGCGGCCGCCCCCGUUAGCCCCAGUGCAUGCCGGGAACUCCCAUCCCCACGGUGCUGUAUCCGUGAGGAGGCGCCUCCGGCGCCAGGCGGCGGUUCGUGGCCCUUUAAGGCUGUGAUCCCGCGAGAGGCGCAGUGGCCAAUGGGCGAGAGGGGGCGUGGCUCGGUGGGCCGGAGAACGGGAUGAAGGAGGAUAAGGAGAACACUAGGCCUAAAGAGAAGCGGGCGCCCGGGGGCCCCCUGGAUCUCCGGGGGGGCGGGGAGCCCGAGCGGCCUAAGGACAAGAAGGAGACGCUCAGCAAGGUGGUAAUUCGACGCUUGCCUCCCAGCUUGACUAAGGAACAACUUGAAGAACAUCUUCAGCCUUUGCCUGAACAUGACUAUUUUGAAUUCUUUGCUAACGAUUCCAGUUUGUAUCCUCACAUGUUUUCCAGAGCAUACAUCAACUUUAAAAACCAAGAAGACAUAGUACUGUUCAGGGAUCGCUUUGAUGGUUAUGUUUUUGUUGAUCACAAAGGUCAGGAGUAUGCUGCCAUAGUAGAAUUUGCACCUUUCCAAAAAUCUGCAAAAAAGAAGAAUAAGAAAAAGGAUGCCAAAACUGGGACUAUUGAUGAUGACCCAGAGUAUAAGAAGUUUUUGGAAAGUUACAGUGCAGAUGAUGAAAAGUUAACAUCGACUCCUGAAACACUACUAGAGGAAAUAGAGGCAAGAAACAAAGAGUUAAUAGCUAAAAAGACAACUCCCCUUCUGAACUUCUUGAAAAACAAACAGAGACUGAGAGAAGAAAAAAGAGAGGAGAGGAGAAGAAGGGAACUGGAAAGAAAAAGACAAAGAGAAGAAGAAAGGAGGAAAUGGAAAGAAGAAGAAAGAAGGAAGAGAAAAGAAGCAGAAAAACUGAAGAAAGUUGAUAAAUGCCCAGAGAAAGAAAGGGAUAAAUCAAAGGACGAACCAAAGAUUAAGCUACUUAAGAAACCAGAGAGAGAUGAAAGAGACUUGGAGAAAAAGGAAAAGUUCAAGAAACUGGAAAAAGAAAUUGUGAGGGAAGAAAAGGCUGCUGGCGCACUAAUCAGCGUGUCAGCCAAACGAUCCGAUGGAGAGACUAAAGAGGAGAAGGCAAAAAAAUCUGAAGAUGAAUAUGGAAAAGAUUACAGGGACCGGGAGAGAGACUUUGAAAGAGAGAGAGAAUAUGAGAGACUGCAGCGGGAGAAACAGAGACGCCAAGAUGAAGAGCGUCGUAGGCAGAAGGAACGCUUUGAGAAAGAAAAAGUUUUUAGAAAAAGAGAGGAAGAGGUGAAAAAGGAGAUAAACUCAUUCAGAGAGAAAGGAAGGAAAAGUGAGCUUCCAGACUUUACAGGCAACACAGAAAAAGCUGAGAAAAUAACCAAAGAUGACAAAAAAGAGGAUGCAGCUAAGAGAGAUCGCAUCAGAAAUAAGGAUCGUCCAGCAAUGCAGCUAUACCAGCCAGGAGUUAGAAGUCGAAGUAGACUGUGUUCUUAUGAAGACAUGGCUACAAAGUCUGUGGACCAAGGAGCAGAUAAACAGGAAAGUGAGACCAGUAAUACAAAAGAAGAGGAGUGAUUAGCAUACAGGCCUUAUGUGUUCUGAUUAUCGAAGCAGCCAAAGAGCAUGUACUACGCAAUCCAGAAGUGCCUUCAAAGAGAAGGAACAAAGGAAGAAGAGGGGACAUUGUGCUGUUGGAUGUUUCUGGUUAAAGAACCUCAGAAUUUGAAAUGUGUUCUCAUUGUUAUUGGAAUUUAUUUUCAUAGCAUCAGACUACAAUGGAGAAGAAAAUGUUUGCAGUUUGCAAAGUAGAAAAGCUUUUUGUGGCCUUACGUAUGAGAAAUGCGAGUCAUGUGGUCAGGAGGAUGACACCUGGAUCUAAAAGCAGAGCUUUUUUGUAAAGCAGACCUGAACCAGUGUUUGAUACACUUAAAAAGAGGAGCAAAGUUAAAGCUGCAGUUUUGCUCAAAAGCUAACA
Molecule: messenger RNA, 2152 nt
Organism: Terrapene triunguis (Three-toed box turtle)
Lineage: Eukaryota; Metazoa; Chordata; Testudines; Emydidae
Gene: UPF3B
Product: UPF3B regulator of nonsense mediated mRNA decay
Exons: 10
Coding region: 358-1752 (464 amino acids)
Biological process (GO): nuclear-transcribed mRNA catabolic process, nonsense-mediated decay; positive regulation of translation
Cellular component (GO): nucleolus; cytoplasm
Molecular function (GO): mRNA binding
Source: RefSeq, a predicted model, not a curated record